This is a messenger RNA of Rhinichthys klamathensis goyatoka, 876 nucleotides long. Its product is annotated as junctional adhesion molecule-like. Lineage: Eukaryota; Metazoa; Chordata; Actinopteri; Cypriniformes; Leuciscidae. Gene Ontology annotation, cellular component: external side of plasma membrane. Gene Ontology annotation, biological process: T cell costimulation; negative regulation of T cell proliferation; immune response. The record is from RefSeq and is a predicted model, not a curated record. The coding region runs from base 1 to 876 and encodes 291 amino acids. The transcript has 5 exons.
AUGCUGUCGGUGCUCACCUCUAGUAUGUCCUCCCCUACGUCCUCCACAAGUUCCCCUAAACUUGACCAGACGGGUUCCCCUAAAAGGCUCUCUGUCCCAGGUUCUGGUCCUCUGGUUGCUCCGCUGGGAGGUUCAGUGGUACUGCCCUGUUAUACUGAGAUACCGGUAGAAACGGAGAAGCUGAAAGUUGUAUGGAGAAGAACAGACUCAGAGUCUCUGGUUCAUCUGUAUGAAGAUGGUGAGAGUCGAGCAGAGGCCCAGCAGCAGGAUUAUCAGGAUAGAGCUCAUUUCUUUACUGAUCAGAUUCAACAUGGAAACUUCUCCCUCCGUCUGGACAAUUUGAGAACAGAAGACAAAGGCGUUUACAGAUGUAAAGUUUACAGUCAACAGUUUGCUGACAAAACUUUAGUUGAAAUAAAAGAUGUUGAGUACUUGCAAGUAUCAGGAUCGAGUCGCUCCAUAUCUGCGUCUGUGGGUGAGGACGUCACUCUGAACUGCUCUGUCGACUCUCACAUCAAACCUGAACACAUUGAAGAGGUUUCAUGGAGGAAAACAGAUGAAGAUGAAGAUAUUCUGGUUCUGCUCUACCAGAACAAUGAAGCUUUUCCAGAUUCAUCAGAUGAGCAAUACAGAGACAGAGUUGAGUUCUUCACUGAUGAAAUCCCCAAAGGAAACUUCUCUCUCAGACUGAAGAGUGUCAGAACUGAGGACAAAGGAGUUUACAUCUGUCAAGUGUUUGCUGGAGUACUUUCAGCCAAUGCAACUGUGCUACUGGAGAGACUGGGUUUCUCUGUUUCACAUACAACGGUGUUGAUUCUCUGUAUUAUUGCAUCUGGAUAUGCACUAAAAUGUAUUCAGAAUUUUUUUUAUAAUUAA